Molecule: messenger RNA, 1638 nt
Organism: Hippopotamus amphibius kiboko
Lineage: Eukaryota; Metazoa; Chordata; Mammalia; Artiodactyla; Hippopotamidae
Product: very-long-chain 3-oxoacyl-CoA reductase-B-like
Exons: 10
Coding region: 307-1269 (320 amino acids)
Cellular component (GO): endoplasmic reticulum
Molecular function (GO): oxidoreductase activity
Source: RefSeq, a predicted model, not a curated record
GACUUGGGGGGUGGGCUACACAGUCUAUGUUUACCUGCUGCCUCAGGUACGCCGGGGUAACUCUUGGCUCCGGGCGCACGGAGCCUGGGCAGGUGAGGAAGGGGCUCUCCGAGCUAGGCAGGUAGGGGUGGGGGCAGCAGGAACGAGGACAGAUGACAGGUGAGGGUCUCUAAUCAGGGCAGAGGCCAGGGACUCCUGGAAGCCAGACAGGUGAAGGCUGGAGCGACCAGGGCAAGGGAGGCAUGGGAUGCAUGAAGUCCUCGAACUUGUACUGGUGAAGGGAGCAGGUGUCAGCGACCUUAGCAGAUGAAGGAUGAGGGCAAAAACCAGGAGGUGUUGGGUUUCAGUGGGGGGGGGGGCUCCAGAAAAGGCACAAAAAGGGACAAGAAUGACAGUGGAGGGGAUGACAAGGGGUUGGAUCUGAGGGAGUGUGGUCUCCCCUCCUGUCCUCUGCUCCUUCUCUCUUUUCCAGUGGUGACAGGAGCCACCAGUGGCAUCGGCAAGGCUUAUUCACAUGAGCUCGCCCGGAGAGGUCUGAACAUCGUCCUCAUCAGUCGAGACCUGAGCAAGUUGCAGCAGGAGGCAAAGGAGAUAGAGAGGCUUCAUGGCAAAAGCACACGAGUCAUCCAAGUGGAUUUCACCGGGGGCUUGGAGAUCUACGAGGCCAUUGAGGCAGGACUGAAGGACCUGGAGAUCGGAGUACUGGUAAACAAUGUGGGCAUGCGGUAUGCACGUGGUUUGGGGAAACUGCUCGACUGUGAGGACAUCGCCAAAGAACUCUUCAAUAUUAUAAACUGCAACAUGAUGUCUGUGGCCCAGAUGACGAGAAUCGUCCUGCCCCAAAUGGUUACCAGAGGCAAAGGCAUCAUCAUCAACAUAUCUUCGAUGGCUGACAAGCGCCCCUAUCCAUUUGCGGCAAUGUACGCAGCCACCAAGGCCUUUGUGCGAAGCUUCUCCACGGCAGUGGGCAGAGAGUACCACUCCGAGGGGGUCAUUAUGCAGACAGUGAGCCCCUUUUUGAUUGAAACAAAUAUGACCUAUCCCAUGAAACGUGGGCUGCUCGUGAUGACUCCCGAAGACUUCGCUCGGCAGGCGUUGGACACGCUUGGCCUCACCUCCCAAACCCCUGGGUGCCUCCGCCACGCUGUGCAGGGUUGCCUGCUGAGCAUCUUGCUACCCAGUUGGUUUUUUCUCAGUAGCUGGCAAUUUAUGUUUGUAUCUCGGUUGGAGCGAUGGAGUAGGGCACAGCUUCUUGGUAAAAGAACUUGACAAAAGGCCUUGAAGAGGAGUGGCCACAUGUCCGUCUUUCCCCACUCCCACCCCGCCCCCUUCAGAAUCUUAGGCCAGAGCUGUUGUUAGCUAAGACUUCCCACACGUGGAAACAAAUGGACAAGCGGACCAAUAGAACGGAAUUGGAUCCCCGAACACUCAAAUCUCUGGCAGAAAGAUGGAGUUUUUAGUAUGCGGCCCUGAGACUAGAUAGACAUUUGGAGAAACACACACACACACACACACACAUUUAUGUACAUAUAUAUUGAUAGAUUGUAGCGAUGAUGGCUGCACAACUUUGUGAAAUACUAAAACCCACUAAAUUGUACACAGUAAAAGGGUGAAUUUUAUGGUAUGUGAAUUAAGUCU